Macadamia integrifolia is the source of this 2425-nucleotide messenger RNA. RefSeq names its product L-type lectin-domain containing receptor kinase IX.1-like. Gene Ontology annotation, biological process: protein phosphorylation. The transcript has a single exon. Gene Ontology annotation, molecular function: protein kinase activity; ATP binding; carbohydrate binding. The coding region runs from base 116 to 2296 and encodes 726 amino acids. Gene Ontology annotation, cellular component: plasma membrane. The record is from RefSeq and is a predicted model, not a curated record. Lineage: Eukaryota; Viridiplantae; Streptophyta; Magnoliopsida; Proteales; Proteaceae.
CCCUUGACUAUUGCAGAUGUAAGCUGCAUCAAAAGAUCACAUUAACCACUGAUAGGAAUUAUAAGUCUUUCAGUUUCAGUAGCAGAGCUUCAGCUUCAAGCCAUUAACCAAAAUCAUGGCUCUUAUCAUCUCAUCAGGGAAUUGCAAUCUCCUGCUAUUUCCAAAACUUUGUAACUAUUUUAUUCUCUUUCAGGGCUCAGCAGUCUAUUGUUUCUUGCUUUUAUUACUAGUCCUCCCUCCUUCAACAUCAGUGAGCUUCAACUUUUCCAGUUUCAAUCCAUCAGUAUUUUACAACAUCAUCAAGACUCAGGGAGAUGCAUCACCCUCUGGUUCAAUCAUCGACCUCACACGAAAUCGAAGGGAGCAAUCGGUUGGUAAUAGUGUUGGUGGAGUGUAUUAUAAUGAUCCAGUUCAGCUCUGGGACAUGAAGACCGGAAACCUUACCAACUUCACCACCCAUUUCUCCUUCACCAUCGGAAAUGCCUCAACAGACUGUUCUAAUACUUGCUUUGGAGAUGGCCUUGCUUUCUUCCUUGCUCCUAACACUUCAGUAAUCCAAGAUUAUAAUGGAGGUGGUGGUCUUGGUCUUUUCAACAACACAGUACCUGGUAACACUCCUCUUAUGCCAACGAAUAAUUCAAUCAUUGCAGUGGAGUUCGAUAGUUAUCAGAAUUCAUGGGACCCAGAUAACAAUCACAUUGGUAUCGACAUCUCUUCAGUCAAAUCUGUAAUCAAUACCUCAUGUGAUUUUGAUCUUUGGUAUUCCAUGAGAAAACAUAGUGCACCCUGGGAGGCUUGGGUUGUUUAUGAUUCAACUUCCCUAAAUUUGAGUGUUGUAUUGACUGGUUGUAUUGCUCAUAAUGCUACUUCUUAUUGUCGGAGCUGUAGCCUUGACUAUAUUGUUGAUCUCAAGGAAUAUCUUCCAGAACAUGUCUUUGUUGGGUUCUCUUCAUCCACUGGAUCUUCCGCCGAGCUACAUCAGCUCAACUCCUGGGACUUCAGUUCCAGUUUGGUCUUCAGUUCCAGUUUGGAGAUUAACAAUUCGAACAAUAUCGGGAUAGUGGUGGGAUUGUCUGUGGGUGGAGCUGUGGCCAUGAUUACUGUCUUGGGUUUGUUUUGGUUUAUCAGGCGGAGAAAGAAACAACAAAGAAAAGCAGAGGAUGAUGUGCUCUUAGAUCUGCCCACAGGCCCUAGAGAGUUCACGUUUGCUGAAUUGGCUCGAGCAACUAGGAACUUUGAUGAGGAACAAAAGCUCGGAGAGGGAGGAUUUGGAGGUGUUUACAGAGGCUUCUUGAGUGAUCUCAACAAGGAUAUUGCUGUGAAGAGGAUCUCUAAGGGGUCUAAACAAGGGAAAAAGGAAUAUGCAUCGGAGGUGAAGAUCAUUAGUCGAUUGCGGCAUAGGAAGCUUGUGCAACUUAUUGGUUGGUGCCACCAACAGAAAGAGCUACUUCUUGUGUAUGAAUUCAUGCCUAAUGGAAGCCUUGAUUUCCAUCUAUUUCGAAAUAGAGGGUCCUUGACAUGGGAUUUGAGGUACAAGAUAGCUCUCGACUUAGCCUCUGCAUUACAAUAUUUGCACGAAGGGUGGGAACAAUGCAUCGUCCACAGGGAUAUCAAAUCCAGCAACGUAAUUCUAGAUACCAGUUUCAAUGCUAAACUUGGGGAUUUCGGUCUGGCUAGGCUUGUGGAACAUGAGGAAGAGUCACAAGCAACCAUCAAUACUAUAGUUGGUACCAUAGAAGGCAAUAAUAUGGUGUCACAAACAACUGGUGUAGCUGGUACCAUGGGAUAUAUGGCACCUGAAUAUUUUCAGACUGGGAGGGCUACCAAAGAGACUGAUAUCUAUAGCUUUGGCAUUGUUCUCUUGGAAAUUGCUUGUGGGAGAAAGUCUGUUGAGAUUAAGCCUGAUCCAAGGGAAGUGAGUUUGGUAAACUGGGUUUGGGAACUCUAUGGAACAGAGAAGCAUCUUGAAGCGGCUGAUCCAAGUCGAGGUAUGGAUUUUGACAAGCGAAUAGUAGAGUGCUUGAUGAUCGUUGGGCUAUGGUGUGCUCACCCAGACUGCAAACUCCGACCUUCCAUUGAAAAAGCUAUUCAAGUUCUUCAAUUUGAUGCUCCACUGCCCAUUCUCCCAACUAAGAUGCCAGCGCCUACAUAUGGAUCCCCUCUUCCAUUCAAUAUGUCUUCUACAUUCUCGAUUUCAUCAUCGCAACCUUCGUCCAAUAGUAGCACCACUAAUUUCUCAAAGUUAAAGAGGUCUUCAUCUUCUCCCUCGAUAUCCCUCUUGAAUAAUCCACGUUAAGCAGAAAUGUAAUGCAACAUUGAAUUGCAUGUCUUCUCUUUUCAUUUCCCUCUUAACUUGAAAUUGUGUUCAGAUGACUUUUGUAUUCAAUUCUUAGCGUAUUGACAGGAUAUUUCCUCGUUUUGUUCU